CUCUGGCUUUGUGGAGCUGCGAGGCUGAGCAGAGAGAAAGUAGCGGCUCUUUGGCAGGGGGGCUGACAACCCCAGCCAUGUGGAGGAGCCUGGGGCUUGCCCUGGCUCUCUGUCUCCUUCCUUAUGGAGGGACAGAGAGCCAGGGGCAAAGCGCUCUCUGUAAGCAGCCUCCAUCCUGGAGCAUAAAGGAUGUAAAUCCAAUGCUGAACUCAAAUGGAUCAGUGACAGUGGUGGCUCUUCUUCAAGCAAGCUGACACCUGUGCAUUAUGCAGGCAUCUAGAUUGGAUGAACUGCGAGUAAAAUUGGAGAAAGAAGGAUAUUUCAACAUCUCCUAUGUUAUUGUUAAUCACCAAGGAAGUGAUUCUCAACUAAAGUAUACACAUCUUAAAGAACAGGUUUCAAAGCAUAUUCCUGUUUACCAACAAGAAGAAAACCAACCAGAUGUCUGGACUCUCCUAAAUGGAAAAAAAGAUGACUUCUUCAUAUAUGACAGAUGUGGCCGCCUUGUAUAUCUUCUUGGUUUGCCUUUUUCCUUCCUAACAUUUCCAUAUGUAGAAGAAGCCAUUAAGAUUGCUUACUGUGAAAAGAAAUGUGGAAAUUGUUCUCUCACGACAUUGGAAGAUGAAGACUUCUGUAAAAAUAUAUCUUUGGCUGCUGUGGGAAAAAACACCAGUGAGUCUCCGCAGCCACAUAAUCACCACCACCAUCAUCAUCGCCAUCACUUUCACCUUGGGCACGGUCACCAGCAACUAGGGAAAAGUCAGCAUUCAGACGAUCGGCAACCAGAUGUGCCAGCUUCUCCUGAGCAUCACCAUGCUCUGGAACAUCAGCACCAACACAAGCACAAGGGCCAACAAAAAGAGGGUAACACAGAGAACUGAGAUAUGCCAGGAAGUGAAAGUUUACAACUUUCUCCUCUACAAAAGAAGCUCUGACGAAAGGGAUGUAUAAAUCAGUUACUCUGAAAGAUGCCCAAAGUUUCAGAAUUGGCUCCUGGUAGCUGAUGCUGACACUGACGACAUCUGAUAUUUGAAAAAACAGGGUCUGCAGUCACCUGACAGUGUAAGGAACAUCUCCCUUCUUUAUGUAGCUGACAGGGACUUUGGGGAGAGGAAAAUGUCAUUGAAUCUUGACAAUGACGUUUGCCUCCAGCUGCCUGACAAACAAGUCAGCAGCAGCCCAUGCCCACAGAAGCUAGCACUAACUGAAGCUGAAAAGAUCAGGCAGAAAUGUGAGAAUGACCUUCAAUCUAAAUAUUUAAAUUAGGUUAUACUCCCCAAGUCAUCCUAGACACAAUUUCAUUUCCAGCAUUGUUUACAAAGUUACCUAAUUAGUGAUCCAAAUACAGGAAUUGGAUUUGUGCAAACAUGGAGAAAUCUCUUGUAUUGGCUUCCAGAUUUUAAAAUUUAUGUCAAAGAAAUAUUGACCCAAAACCAUAUUUUUAUUACAGAGCAACUGAAAGGUGAUUGUAGCAUUUGGUUAAUAUGUCUUUCUUUUUCUUUUUCCAGUAUUCUACUUGCAUUAAUGAGAACAGAAACAUAAACUAUGACCUAGGGGUUCCUGUUGGAUAAUUAGCAAUUUAGAAUGGAGGAAGAACAACAAAGACAUAUUUUCCAUUUUAUCUUAUUUCUCAAAACAAUAUUAUCUUUGUCUUUUAAUCUUACUUUUAAAAUUCAUUAAACCUUUAAAGAAGUGAACUCUCUCUUUUAGCAUUCAGAAAUACUUAAGCAUGAAUAUUUUUCUCACUACAUUUUAAAAUAUCCAUUUAUGCUUUUUUAUAUCUAAGACUCGUAUCUUGAUUUUUUUACUAUCACAUAUGAAUGAAAUCUUUAUAUCUUGUUUCUUUAUCUAGCAUUGAACCACACUGUAAAACUAGAAAGCUGUAAGGGGAAAGAUCAAGGAAAAUUUGAAUUUUGCUGUUGAUUGCUUAGAAAGUAUUUCCAUAGUCAAUGAUGGUUCAAUAGGUAAACUAAAUCCUAUGAACCUGAACUUCUUUAUGGUUAAUACUGUUAAGCUAUUCAAUAGAAUGCAGUAUACAGUUGGCUGAAGUGUGGAUUUGUUUCAAUAAACUCAAUAUAAACAUUUAAAGCUUUUUUGUUUGUUUU
Molecule: messenger RNA, 2105 nt
Organism: Talpa occidentalis (Iberian mole)
Lineage: Eukaryota; Metazoa; Chordata; Mammalia; Eulipotyphla; Talpidae
Gene: SELENOP
Product: selenoprotein P
Exons: 5
Biological process (GO): selenium compound metabolic process
Cellular component (GO): extracellular region
Molecular function (GO): selenium binding
Source: RefSeq, a predicted model, not a curated record